Messenger RNA from Miscanthus lutarioriparius, 1074 nucleotides. Lineage: Eukaryota; Viridiplantae; Streptophyta; Magnoliopsida; Poales; Poaceae. The record is from the annotation of a GenBank genome assembly.
AUGACAAUGACUAUCCAUCAGGGCGUGGGCGGCAUUCAAAAAAGGAGGCGGAGUUUCAGUAAUGGCUAUGCAUCUGUGGACUGCAAUGGGGAGACUCUGGCUACAACUGCAGGUAUGACUGUGAUUGCCGAUGGAGGAAGAGUUAAUGGUACAUCAGGGGAAAAAUUUAGAUCUGCAUUUGCCGAGAAAGGGAAAUCAGAAAGAAGAGAGAAGCAUGUUGAAAACAAUAUAAAGGUUAAUGGCAUCCUCUCUGACAAUCCAAUCAAUAAAUGCAAGAAAUACAGUUCAAAAGAUGCAGAUAUCGAGAUCCCUGUGACCGAUGUAUUGAAUCCAGAACAGAAGCGUGUACCUAUGUCCAUUGAUGUCCCUUACCCAGAUUUCCAUGACUUUGAUAAAGAUCGAACAGAAAGAGCCUUUGGCAACGAUCAAAUCUGGGCUACAUAUGACAGUGAAGAUGGCAUGCCUCACCUAUAUGCAAUGGUACAGAAAGUUAUUUCAAUGAAACCUUUCAGGAUACGAAUGAGCUUCCUCAAUUCUAAGUCCAACAAUGAACUGGCACCAAUAAACUGGAUCGCCUCAGGUUUUACGAAGACAUGUGGUGAUUUUAGGAUUGGAAGAUACCAGAUUACUGAAACAGUCAACAUCUUUUCCCACAGAGUUUGCUGGAGUAAAGGUCCUCGGGGAAUUAUCAGGAUUAUUCCCCAAAAAGGUGAUACAUGGGCUGUGUACCGGAACUGGUCUCCUAAUUGGAAUGGACUUACACCAGAUGAUGUAACAUAUAAGUAUGAAAUAGUAGAAGUGAUCGAUGAUUUCACUGAAGAGCAAGGCCUGAGUGUUGUCCCAUUGCAGAAGGUAGCUGGUUUCAACGCAGUUUUCCACAGGCUCACGGGCCCUGAUGUGGUCAGAAGAAUACCGAAGAGCUUUUUCCGUUUCUCUCAUCGGGUUCCUUCUCGCCUGCUCACUGGUGAAGAAAGAAAUAAUGCUCCAAAAGGUUGCCAUGAGUUGGACCCUGCUGCAACUCCAGUUGACCUGCUUAAGAUUAUUACAGAUGUUAAGGAAGAUACCACACAGUGA